Messenger RNA from Cololabis saira (Pacific saury), 1569 nucleotides. Its product is annotated as E3 ubiquitin/ISG15 ligase TRIM25-like. NCBI's taxonomy places the organism in Eukaryota, Metazoa, Chordata, Actinopteri, Beloniformes, Belonidae. The record is from RefSeq and is a predicted model, not a curated record. Bases 1 to 1569 code for a protein of 522 amino acids. The transcript has a single exon. Gene Ontology annotation, molecular function: procollagen-lysine 5-dioxygenase activity; protein binding.
AUGGCGCAGAAAGGACUUCACCUGGACCAAGAAACCUUUUCUUGUUCGAUUUGUUUGGAGGUUUUAAAGGAUCCGGUGACUAUUCCCUGUGGACACAGUUACUGUAUGAACUGUAUUAAAACCUACUGGGAUGGAGAAAAGGAGAGGAAACUCCCCAGCUGUCCUCAGUGUAGAUACACAUUUAAACGGAGGCCUGUGCUGGUGAAAAACACCAUGUUAGCAGCUUUAGUGGAGCAGUUGAAGAAGACUGGACUCCAAGCUGCUCCUGCUGAUCACUGCUAUGCUGGACCUGAAGAUGUGGCCUGUGAUUUCUGCUCUCGAAGAAAACUGAAAGCUGUCAAGCCCUGUUUAGUCUGUCUGGCCUCUUACUGCAAGAAACACCUUCAACCUCAUCAUGAUUCAUCUACAUUCAAGAAACACAAGCUGGUGGAUCCCUCCAAGAACACAGUGUCAGCUGCAGCAGAAAGGACUGAGAGGCAGAGAGAGAUGGAGGUGAGUCGACAACAAGUCCAGCAGGAGAUCCAGGACAGAGAGAAAGAUGUGAAGCUGCUUCAGCAGGAGUUGGAGGCCAUCAAUCAGUCUGCUGAUAAAACAGUGGAGGACAGUGAGGAGAUCUUCACUGAGCUGAUCUCUCUCCUCCAGAAGAGAAGCUCUGAUGUGAAGCAGCAGAUCAGAUCCCAGCAGGAAACUGAAGUGAGGAGAGUCAGAGAGCUUGAGGAGAAGCUGCAGCAGGAGAUCACUGACCUGAAGAGGAGAGACGCUGAGAUGAAGCAGCUCUCAGACACCGAAGACCACAACCAGUUUCUCCACAACUACCCCUCACUGUCACCACUCAGUGAGUCCACACACUCCUCCAGCAUCAGCAUCCGUCCUCUCAGGUACUUUCAGGAUGUGACAGCAGCUGUGUCAGAGGUCAGAGAUCUACUACAGGACAUCCUGAGAGACACGUGGACAAACAUCUCCGUGGCCAUCACUCAUGUGGAUGUAUUAUUGUCACAACCAGAACCAGAACCAAAGAGCAGAGCUGGAUUCUUGAAAUAUUCAUGUGAAAUGACUCUGGAUCCAAACACAGCACACACACGACUGUUACUGUCAGAGCAGAACAGCAAGGUGACUUUAAUGAAGAAACAUCAGUCUUAUUCUAGUCAUCCAGACAGAUUCAGUGAACGUCAUCAGGUCCUUAGUAGAGAGAGUCUGACUGGACGUCAUUACUGGGAGGUGGAGAAGAAAGCAGGUAAAGUUGAUGUAGCAGUUACAUACAAUAAUAUCAUCAGAUCAGGGGGGUGGGAGGAAAGUGGUUUUGGAGGAAAUGACAAAUCUUGGUCACUAUGUUGGUACUCAGACAUAUAUAUAUUUUGUUACAACAACAUCCAAACCUCCAUCUCAGGUCCUCAGAGCUCCAGAAUAGGAGUUUACCUGGAUCACAGAGCAGGUGUUCUGUCCUUCUACAGCGUCUCUGAAACCAUGACCCUCCUCCACAGAGUCCAGACCACCUUCACUCAGCCGCUCUACGCUGGAGUCUGGGUUUACCGUCCUGGACACUCAGCUCAGUUCUGUAAACUCAAAUAG